Tilletiaria anomala UBC 951 is the source of this 1305-nucleotide messenger RNA. Its product is annotated as putative NADH2 dehydrogenase 40K chain. Gene Ontology annotation, cellular component: mitochondrion. The record is from RefSeq and is a predicted model, not a curated record. Bases 59 to 1255 code for a protein of 398 amino acids. The transcript has 4 exons. Lineage: Eukaryota; Fungi; Basidiomycota; Exobasidiomycetes; Georgefischeriales; Tilletiariaceae. Gene Ontology annotation, molecular function: protein-containing complex binding.
GAAGACCUGCCACGCACACUUGCGCGAUCGCAGCUUGCUCAGGCGCUCUCGAGAAAAAAUGCUGUCCGUCAGCAGCGGUUGUGCGCUUCUGGCGCGCAACAGCCCCAGGAGUGUGCUGGCUGCCUCCUCUUCCACUUUGGGAUCCAUCGGGGCCGCAAGCCUUCAGAUCCAGCAGCGGCGGUUCGGCCACGACCUUACGAUCAAGCGCAAGACUGGCAAGCCGGUCAUCGAAGCUGGUCCAUACGGUGGAGGAAGGAACUCUGUCUCGGGGCAUGUUGCGACAGUCUUUGGCUGCACUGGCUUCUUGGGCAGAUACCUCGUGAGCCGACUGGCUCAGAAAGGUACGCAGGUCAUCGUACCAUUCAGGGAUGAGGAUGAGAAGAGACACCUCAAAAUCAUGGGUGAUCUUGGACAAGUGGUUCCGAUGGAAUGGGACAUCAGGGACGAAGGCAUGAUCGAGGAGUGCCUCCGGCACUCGGACACCGUGUACAACCUUACAGGGCGCGCUUACGAGACGAAGAACUUUUCUUUUGCCGACGUCAACAGAGAUGGGGCUCGGCGCAUCGCAGAGGUCGCAGAAGCUUCUGGCGUCUCACGAUUCAUCCACGUCAGUCACUUGAAUGCUGAUGCCAACUCAGAAAGCGUCUUCCUGCGUACCAAGGCUGAAGGCGAGGAGGCCGUGAGGGCUGCUUUCCCUGGCGCCACUAUUGUUAGGCCGGGCCCGCUAUAUGGACACGAAGACAGACUUCUCAACAGUAUUGCUUCGUGGCCGAUCACAUGGCACAUCAACUACGGUCAGACCCGUUUGCGCCCGACCCACUCCCUCAACGUCGCCCAAGCCCUCGAACUUAUGAUGGAUGCCGACAACACGGCCAUUGGCCAGACGUUCUCGCUCGCUAAUCACCGGACUUACACCAUCAGCGAGCUGAUGCACUUGGUCGAGUCGCUCACGAUGAACAAGAUCGUGCGCCAAUCAGUCAACAUCCCCAAACUUGCUAUAACGGCGGCCGCAAAAGUAGGAGACCUUGCCUGGUGGCAGAUGCUCAGCCCUGACGAGCUGCAGAGGCGCUACAUGGACGACAAGCCAGAUGCGCCUGGAACCAAGAGCUGGGCAGACCUCGGCAUCGAACCGGAUGUGCUCGAGGAGAUUGCGAUCGUCUACCUCAGACGAUACAGGUCACACCUCUACUUUGAGCAGCCGGUCGAGAACAGCGGGUUGCGCUUGAAGAAGGAGCCAUACCGAGUUGUGGACUAGAUCCUCAGUGUAAAUCGAAGUUUCAGCACAAUGUGAUCUAAUGAUCAUUG